GCAGCGUUAUAAGUCCGCCUAACGCUUAAUCACAAUUAAGAGAACGCCUAAAUACGCCUUUUAUAACCCUGAUAAAAAGCUAGACCUAGGUGAACUUAGCCCUCCUAGGAUGAGCAUUCAGCUAGCUGAUCGUUCCAUUGUGCAUCCUAGGGGGAUCAUAGAGGAUCUGCUUGUUAAAGUAGGUGCAUUCACAUAUCCUGUUGAUUUUGUUAUUCUUGAUAUACAUGAGGAUGUGGAUGUGCCAUUGAUUCUGGGUAGACCAUUUAUUGCCACCGCCAAGGCACUUAUUGAUGUGCAUGAUGGUAAACUGAUCUUGCGUGCUGGGAAUGAACAGACUACCUUCUCUGUGACUGACUUUGAUCACUGUGCUAUGAUUGCUGUCACACCUGUGCAUGCCAUUUCUGAUCAGGUACACGAGCCUGUCGUGUAUCCUUCUGCACCUCUUAUUUUGCAGGACCCUCCUGUCAUUCCUUCGCCGCCACUCCAUCCAGCCUCGCCUCCGACCAAAAAGCUCAAGGAGGAGUGGCGGCCAAAGCAGCAGGUUGCUAAACCUGCACGGAAGAAGAGUGGAGACCACUAUGAGCUGGUCCCACCGCCUGCACCACGACCACCCUGGCCGUCCGGGUACUCACUCGCCUGCAUCUUGCCGGAUGGCUAGGUCGAGCUGACCGAUGAUGGUGGUCGCAUCCAUCGGGUGCAUGGCCACAACCUUAAGCUGUACCUCAAGAGCGACGUGGAUCCACUCUUAGAGGCACCUGUUCCUGCACCUCCCUGAGUAUCCACCAUGGGCGUCCAGCUAAAAGACGGUAAAGAAGCGCUGGUGGGGAGGCAACCCCACCGCGGUUUGACUUUCUUUCUUGCGUUUUGAGUCGGAUUGUAAACCAAUUUGGUUUUGGUUUGUUUUCUUUUGUUUUGGAUAAUGUCUUAUUGGGCUGACAUUGGACCUAACAUAUUGUGUUUGAGCUCUUCUGUUCCCCUUUAGCUGUGCUUUGUCUUGACUGGUCCUCUCUCCAGUCCCCUUCACUCCGACUGGUCCGCUUCCAGUCCCCUGCAGUCCUUGCAUAUCGGUAACAUCGUUCCCCUUCUCCUUCCCUCUUCUCCAUUGAGGGCAAUGUCGAUCUUAAGUGUGGGGGGAUGUUUAUCUUGUGACUGCAUUAGAUCUAUUUGUGUGCUUGGAGCCUAGUCCACUGUCCAAAUUUUUAAAUUUGAGGGCUCCAAGUACGUGUUCCUUGCAAUUGCCUGCUCAGUAUGCUUUGAAUUGACAGUCUUUAUAGUAAUAUGCAACCUAGGGAGGUAGUGUAGCACUAUGGAGGAUGUUGAUGCAUUUAAGAAGUCUCAUUUCUUCUUCAUAUUGUGUUGGUUGAUUGAGUGAAUUAGUGAUCUUAGGACGCUUGAAUGGUGUGGUGUUGUGGAUUCUCUACCUGUCAUGGACUCUUGUAUCAUGUUUUGAGUUUAACAGGUGCUCGAAAAUGUGCUUCAAAAUAACGUCUCCCGUGCGAAUAGGGCAAAAGUGUGUAAGGGUAGACGGGAAUCCGUUCCCAAUUUCCACCUACUACCUCCAGCCCCUUACAUGUCUUUCCCCCGCACGAGGCUCGAGACAUCCGCUCCUGGAAUGGCCGGUAAGAGCAGGUUGGGACCCUUGGAAAAAAAGAAAAGAAAAAAUAACAGAAAACAAGCAAAACAAAAAGAAAAGGGGUUCCAACCAUCUUCAAGAAGAAAAUAAAGCACCUUGAAAAAU
This is a messenger RNA of Linum trigynum, 1738 nucleotides long. The record is from the annotation of a GenBank genome assembly. NCBI's taxonomy places the organism in Eukaryota, Viridiplantae, Streptophyta, Magnoliopsida, Malpighiales, Linaceae.